CAAAAAUAUCAUCAAUCAUGGGAGAUUCUGAUAAUGGUCAAGAGAACAGCGCGCUCUCUUCUUCCAGAAAGCGAGUGGUGCUGGGUGAAAUUACCAACUUCUCCAACGUCGUAUGCCAACGACCAUUUAAAAGGAAGUACGGGAAAGAUUCCCAGCUCCAGUUGACGACUCGGGAGCGUAAUAAUAGAUUGAAGAAGGAAAAUGAAGAGGGCAUUAAACAGGAGGAGAGCAAUGAGAGCUCCAGUGCUUCCCGUAAAUGUGGUUAUCCUUCUUCUAUAUAUGAACAUCUUCGAUCCUUGGAGAUAGAGGACAAGAGGAGGCCAUUGGCUAAUUACAUGGAAAAAGUUCAGACUGACAUUUCAGUGAAUAUGCGAAAAAUUCUAGUGGAUUGGUUGGUUGAAGUUGCAGAAGAAUACAAGCUUGUAUCUGACACCCUUUAUGUUGCUGUAGCAUAUGUUGACAGAUUCCUUUCUUUCCAAGCUCUCACCAGGAACAAGCUACAGCUUCUUGGAGUUUGUUGCAUGCUUAUCGCCUCGAAGUAUGAAGAGAUCAUUCCUCCACAUGUUGAAGACUUUUGCUAUGUAACAGAUAAUACCUACACAAAGGAAGAGGUGGUAGAGAUGGAGGAAGAAGUGCUCAAGUUUUUGAACUUUGAAGUGAGUACUCCCACGAUAAAGAAUUUUCUCAGGGUAUUCACAGGAGUUACACAACAGAAUUGCAAAAAGCCAGAUUUACAGUUUGAAUUCCUAGGCUGUUAUCUUGCGGAGCUAAGUUUAUUAGAUUAUAGUUGUCUGCGGUACUUGCCUUCACUAAUUGCUGCAUCAGCUAUCUUCCUUUCAAGAUUUACGAUCCAACCAGAAAUACAUCCUUGGAAUACGCUGUUGCAAAGCUUUUCUGGUUAUAAACCAUCCGACUUGAAGGAAUGUGUCCUUGCCAUUCAUGACUUGCAUUUGAACAGGAGAGGAAGGUCUCUGCCUGCAGUCAGAGAGAAAUACAUGCAACGCAAGUUUAAGCUCGUAGCGAAACUAUCUUCCCCCUCUGAAGUGCCUGCACGUUAUUUUGAGGCCAUAGAUGAGUAAACUAUCAACAAGAUUUUCUGAGAAGUGGACUCCACUGAAGUUCGAAAUGGUGUUGUUGAUAAGUUCCUUCUGACUGAUAGCAGUAAGUUUUUUUCUUUUUGGUCUUGCUCAAUGUGAUGGUGUUAUAAUUCAACCACUGGUUGAUUGAGCUCGCUUUUAAGCUCAGGUGCCGGUUAAAAUCACAGGCAGCAAGUUGGCUUUUGACGAACAAUGAGAUUAUUAGUUCUAUGUUUAAAAAAAAAAAAAAAAAUUGUACAUCAUUGUCGAUCUUAAUGGUUUGGCGGAAGAAUGUGGUUCCUCUGGGGAUAUUAUUAUUGCUUUUGGU
Messenger RNA from Pistacia vera, 1404 nucleotides. RefSeq names its product cyclin-A3-4-like. Gene Ontology annotation, cellular component: nucleus; cyclin-dependent protein kinase holoenzyme complex; cytoplasm. Gene Ontology annotation, biological process: regulation of cyclin-dependent protein serine/threonine kinase activity; mitotic cell cycle phase transition. Lineage: Eukaryota; Viridiplantae; Streptophyta; Magnoliopsida; Sapindales; Anacardiaceae. The coding region runs from base 18 to 1079 and encodes 353 amino acids. Gene Ontology annotation, molecular function: cyclin-dependent protein serine/threonine kinase regulator activity. The transcript is spliced from 8 exons. The record is from RefSeq and is a predicted model, not a curated record.